AUCAUAAGUAUAGAUCAAACGGAACUCUCCAGGGGGAAUAGCGAAAUUUUCAUGAAUUUUAUAUAUAAAAAUAAUAAAAUAAGUAAAUAAAUGUAAAAUAAAUUUAAAUAAAUAGAUACUUUUCUGCAGAGAUGAAUCUUUUUCUUCUCCGUCAUAUAAUCAUGAACGAUGCAUAGAUAGAUAUGUACAUGUAUAAUUACAUACAUACAUACUUUUAUUUGUAGAGUUUGCACGAAGCGAGGCCGAUCGUUGGCUGACACGAUCAUAUCGGAUUCACUUCGCUUUCACUUUGCUCGUCCAUCAGCAUUACAUAUAGAGUUUAUACUUCCGUGUUAACCAAUGGUACAGAUGUAUGUAUACUUACAUAUAUCCUACGGAUAUUUAUAUACGUGGUGCAAGUGCCUUCCAGCACCAUAAUCCGGUCUUGUCCUCGCCGUGACUCGUCGGUGACGUAACCCAUAAAUAGAAGUCAAGAGAGUAAACCCAGCAGACGUUAUCCGUCUUCGAGGAGAAACGAAUCUUUCUAAUAACGAUACGUGUACCAUAAAAAGAUGCAAAAAUCAUUGAGAAUUUCGAUCAUGAUGAUCCUUCUAACGUGGAAAACGUACGCCGAGGUCUAUGAAGGAACAAUAAUGAACACAAAUGAAAGGACACUAUUCAUAAGGAGUCUUCCCGGUUAUCCUGGAAGUAGAAGCAACUUGUACGAAGUUUACAUGGAACCCUAUUUUUUUGUAAUAGGAUUGAAAGCAGUGGUUGAGAUGAGAGCACUCGGGAAAGAUGGAUUGCCAAUAGAAGGUCCUAAAGGAAGGUUGACACUGGAACAACAAGCCGAUGGGGUUAAAAUAAUUGGAACUAUAACGGGUUUGAGUCCUGGUAUGCAUGGAUUCCAUGUACAUGAAAAGGGUGAUCUUAGGGAAGGGUGUGAUUCUGCUGGACCGCACUUUAAUCCUUACAUGGUAAAUCACGGAGCACCAAACGAUCCGUUACGGCAUGUCGGAGAUUUGGGUAACAUUGAGGUCGGCCCUGAUGGAGUAGCACAAAUAAAUGGUAUGGAUCGCUAUCUGAGCUUGGUUGGAGUUCGAGGUGCCGUAGGAAGGGCAUUGGUGAUACAUGCAAAACCAGAUGACUUUGGUCGCGGAGGAACCGAAGAAAGCAUUAAAACUGGUUCAUCCGGAGCUCGAUUAGCUUGCGGCAUUAUUGGAUUUUUAUAAACGUAAUUUUGGAUUCUCCUUCACCUUAUUUUAUACUGCCUAUAAUGUCGACCGUUUUAUUUCAAUUCAAAUAAAUCGAUCGUAUCUUA
This is a messenger RNA of Vespa crabro (European hornet), 1300 nucleotides long. RefSeq names its product superoxide dismutase [Cu-Zn]-like. Lineage: Eukaryota; Metazoa; Arthropoda; Insecta; Hymenoptera; Vespidae. Gene Ontology annotation, molecular function: superoxide dismutase activity; copper ion binding. The transcript has 4 exons. The coding region runs from base 552 to 1211 and encodes 219 amino acids. Gene Ontology annotation, biological process: removal of superoxide radicals. The record is from RefSeq and is a predicted model, not a curated record.